GUAGAGAAGAUGGUGCGUAAAUUGGUACGCGAAUAUUGUAAAUAUUUUAAAAAAAUGAUGAUUUCAACAUCCUUUCAAAACAACAUAUAUAUAUGGAUUUAUGGAACGCUUUUUUAAACCAGUAAUGUUCUAAGCAAACUUUAAAAUAAACCAUCCAGGCAUUUAAGCGAAAUGUGCAAUAGGUGUGCAGAUAUAGCCUCUUAUGACAUGGAACUAUUAUCUUUCGAGAAACAUGGAUCCCGUUCUCAGGAUCGUGUAGUUCGUGAUAUAAGUUGCCGUUAGCGUACAUUUAUGAGAGGUUCAACAAUCAAAAUCUGUCGUUUUAUCGUGAUUGUGUAAUAUAAGUUAGCGUUGGACCAUCGCGCGUUCGAAAUAAUGGGAACGUGCAUCACAAGGCAGGACGACUGCGCUGACCAAAAAGACGUGGAUUCGUACGAUGUGCAAUGUGUGGUAUCCAGUGAAGAUAUGCGCGUGGAUAAAUUUACCAUUAUCACAUCUACUCCAAGUCAACAGCAGGAAAUAACAAAACAAAGCCAAGUCAACGAUGAAAAAGUUUACAGAAGUAGGCCACCCUAUUUGGAAGACACAGACACUUCCGACCAAGAAUCAAGCUGUUCUGAGGAAAGUGAUGAAUUUGAUACCGACAUGGAAGACUGUCUGAAAGAAAUGGUCACGCUAUUAGAUAACGGCUACAUACCAUCUAAUACAAAAAACAACGAAUGGGGUAAUAUCGCCAGCAUGAUUUCAUAUAACAGUUACUUGAACUUCAAAAAGGACUCUUCCAAAAUCAAUGAACUAUGUGCAUUAAUAGAAGAUUCAUUUGAAGAUCAACUGGCUCACUUAAUUGGCAUUUCUUCUGAUAUUGUAGACGAUGAUCACCCUCAUUCAUUAAGUUUAGAUGAAGAAAUUGUUCAGCAUGUUGGAGGAAAUUUCACGCAGAAUCGACUUGAAGAGCACGACGAUUCGAGACGCAAAUAUGAAAGACUCAGUUUACAAAUGUUUCCUGAAGAAAUCAUAUAUAGACGGGAAAUUGAACGGAGAAAGUCCAUUGUACAGGGACGCAUAGCACACCUUACUGAUAAAAAGCAGCAGGCUGAUUCUUCUAAAGUUCCUGCCGUCUCUUCUUUUAUGAUGCACUCUUCUGCGGGUUCAAAACAAUUGGAGACAAUGAUGGGUAUAAUGGGCUACAGCAAAGAGUGCAUUGACUACCGAGUCGUUGCGUGUAGGGAACGUGACAGGAUUCUGUCAAACACUCGUGACAGCAUGACACGAAUCACUGUGGGAAGCAAGGCAGAAGGUGUGGCUUGUUGGCUUGAAAGUGACUACGACGUUAUGCUUGUAUCAACUGAUAUACUAUGUGUGGAAAGUGAUAUCACACAUAUCAUUAAAAUUUCAAACACGAAUCACAAAACAAUUCUCGAAGUUAGAUCAGACGCUUGUUAUCCUGGAUACUGCCUGCUCGAUUUGAAAUAUCGAGGUGAAGCAUGUCUUCUCGUUACUGAAAAUGUAUUUAGCACUGAUACAAACGGAAAUAAGAUAUUAGGCAGCGAGGCAUUCAUUGACAAUGCGCCAUAUGUUAGUUUUGAAGAAGAUCGUGUUUUAUAUCCUCGAUCAGGGCCAUCUUUCCCUGUAUCGGACGGACCCCUUCGUUACGACUUGGUGUAUGCCUUGCGAUGCCUUUGUCCAAGUAUCUUAAAAAGAUGGGCAAAACGACCUCGCGUUUGGCCACCGAAUAUUAUAGUUGAGAAAGUCGUACGCAUGGGAGGAUAUGUUGUUCCGGUCGGAUUCAAAGGGAGCGACAAUAAACAUAUGGAGUGGAGGAUUUGUUUUACCACUGGAGAGACGGAACUUGUUCGCAAUUUGAAUGACAUUCUGAUAAAAGUGUAUGUAUUGCUGAAGAUGAUUGUUAGGGAUGUACUGAAACCAAAGAACAAGGAAAUUACCUCAUACGUAGUAAAGAACCUUGUGAUGUGGCUAGCAGAGAGGAGCCCAACUGAAAUGUUUUCGCCUGACAUGUUAUUAUACUGGCUGCGUGUGGCCUUAAAUGAACUCAAAACUGCGAUAAAAAACACAAAUUUGAAUAAUUAUAUGAUUCCCGAGAGAAAUCUGUUGGAAUGCUGUGGAUUGACUGACAAACAAAAGAUAACAUGGGAAGCAAUUAUAACAGAAAUGAUCAAAGAAGGCCCAAAGUUACUAAUAAGACUGUCUAAGUUUCGUAGAGCAAUAAUCGCCUAUCCUGAACCACUGCUCACUUACUGCAAGUGGAAAAUAUUGCUGGAGGUACUUGUAAUUGAGGACGUGAAAAGACGCAAAGAGUUAGACCCAAAUAAUGAAUUACCGGAAAUGGAUAUUUUGCUGGUUGAAGAAAGGGAACGUUUUAAAAAGAAUAUAAAUAAGUUAGACCCAAACAAUACAUUAACGGAACAGGAUAAUGUGUUGGUUGAAGUUAAUGAACGUAUUGAAAAGAUUCUUAUAAAUAUACAAAAAGCGUUAAAACAGGAGGGUUGGGUUAUCAAUUAUGAAGAAAUACUCGUAAAAAUGUUAAGUUAAUUAUAAUUUCGCGCGCAUGACAAAUGUGACAUUGAAAUAUAGGCAAUGACCGUAGGUAAAUAAUUUGCAACCGAUGAACACUAAAUUUAGCAGUUAGGCAUGUUCAAUAAUAAUGCAACCAACGAGUUACAAACGAGUGUAAAAUUAAGAUGACGUUAAUGAGUGAAUACAAUGUUAGAUUGUCGGAUGAAAGAAUCUUUUUGAAUUAAAAAUUGAUAUUCAAAUAAUACAUGAAACUUAUACUCAAAAUUUAAUUUGUGUUUCUUUUUAUUCAAUUGUUUGUGUAUAUCUACAUGAUAAAUGUUCUAAAUAAAAUAGAAACAAAACAAAGAAGAUAAUACUGAUAUGUGUACAAUUAAAGUUUUGUUUAUAAAAAGACAAAUUUAAGAAAUUACACUUGUGUCAAGUAAUUAACCAUAAGUCUGUUUUUGCAGGUUAAGCUAACAAUUUCAAACUUUUAAAAUAGCCACAUACCAAAAUCUAUUUGUUCUAAUUUAUGAUUUGUAGAAGAUAUUAAUUAGCGGCCAAUGCUAUCUAAAUUUGAUGUACCGGUAAUCAUUGCAACGAACCAAAUCGUAUGUGUGAAAAUAAAACUUAAAGUCAUAUUGUGUAGCAAACAACAGUGAUUUUCUUCGAAUGCAGCAACACGUAUAGCCAGGCUUUUCUUGGUUCAUGUUGGUUAUAUAUACGCAGUUUAUUUUUCACAUUUUAGAUUUGUUUAUUUCACGUAAGCAGUCAAGGGUGAUGAUAAUUUAUGCACUGACGUAGAAUUUAGCAACGAAACUAUCUGCUAUUGUAUUCAGUGAUAACGUAUGAUCAACAUAUUUGAAGUUAUCAAUAUAUGAUCUAAAAUUAA
This is a messenger RNA of Dreissena polymorpha, 3406 nucleotides long. RefSeq lists its product as uncharacterized. The record is from RefSeq and is a predicted model, not a curated record. Bases 376 to 2550 code for a protein of 724 amino acids. The transcript has 8 exons. Lineage: Eukaryota; Metazoa; Mollusca; Bivalvia; Myida; Dreissenidae.